Molecule: messenger RNA, 1947 nt
Organism: Toxoplasma gondii ME49
Lineage: Eukaryota; Apicomplexa; Conoidasida; Eucoccidiorida; Sarcocystidae
Product: RNA recognition motif-containing protein
Exons: 3
Coding region: 1-1947 (648 amino acids)
Molecular function (GO): protein binding; RNA binding
Source: RefSeq, a predicted model, not a curated record
AUGGAGAACGAGAACGGCACCGUGGGGAGUCCGACGGCGUCGGUUGCCGCCCUUUCGAAGGGGAAAGGUUUGGCGUCUCCGCUGCUCGCCGGCUCUCUGGAUGGCGCCCAGGCCUCCGCGCAUGCAAAGGAGACCGGGUGCGCGCACCUGGGCGCUCAGGGUCCGAAGGCGGCGAGUCCAGCGCCCGCGAAGGCCGGAGACAGAGGCGUCUCGCAGGGCCUUCCGGGCGGCCUCCCGGUCGCGGCGACGAAUAACCUCGCGCCGCUCUCUCAGCCGCUGCCGCACAACGCGCCGCCUGUGGAGAUCAAGUUGUUUGUCGGGCGAGUGCCGCACACGGUCGACGAAGAGGCGCUCCGGCCUAUCUUCGAGAGCUUUGGAGAAGUCCGGGAGGUCUUCGUCAUUCGCGAUAAAAGCACCCUCAAACACAGAAACAGCGCAUUCGUCAAAAUGGCGUCGUUGGCGGCCGCGGACGCAUGCAUUCGCGCGCUCCACAGCAACAGAGUCCUCGACGCGGCGCUGGGCCCAAUCAUUGUGAAGUACGCGACCGGCGAGGCGGAGCGUCUGGGCAUGCACAGCCUAGGAAUGGGCGGAGAGGGGGGCGGCGUGGACCAGGCGAAGCUGUUUGUCGGGAGCAUUCCGCGCACGAUGAGUGAGGACGAGUUGCGGCUCUUCUUUCAAACGUACGGCACCGUCGAGGAGGUCUUUGUGAUGAAGGACAGCGCGACGGGGACUGGCAAGGGCUGUGCCUUCGUCAAAUUCAAGUACAAGGAAGAGGGUCUCCACGCCAUGCGGAACUUGAACGGAAAACACGUUUUCGACGAAUGCACGCGCCCCGUCGAAGUUCGCUUCGCCGAGAGCAAGUCCCAGCGUCAGCAGCAAAUGGCUGGCGGCCAACACAACUUUGGAGGGCUCGGGACUUGGGCGGGGGGCGUGGUGGCGCAGGGUCUCUCUGGAAUGGGUCGGAACGCGUCGGCUCUGGGGAGCAACUCGAAUCCCCGACAAGCGGGUCAGUGGAAAGAGUACUUCGCUCCCGACGGCCGUCCGUACUACCACAACGAGUACACGAACGUGACGACAUGGGAGAGGCCUCCGGAGUUCGAUCACUUGCCGCCGCUCGCGAGCCUGGGCUUGGGGCAGGCCGCGAUGUUCUCGGGGGUGGGGCUCCACGGGUCGCUCGGCAGCGGAGGCGGUGGCGGGUCGGAGACGGCGGGGCCGCCAGGCGCGAACGUGUUUGUAUUUCACAUUCCGAAUGAGUGGACCAAGGCGGACUUGGUGCAGACCUUUUCUGGCUUCGGAAACAUCGUCUCGUGCCAUAUCGCGGUCGACAAGGCGAGUCACCGAAACCGCGGAUUCGCGUUCGUCAGCUACGACAACAUCCAAAGCGCGGCGAACGCAGUGAAUCACAUGAACGGCUGUCUCGUCGCGAACAAGCGCCUGAAUGUGUCGAUCAAAAAAGGCGAGGAACACCAUGUCCAACAUCUCCUGAACGUCCACGCGGCCAGCCACGGCCCGGCGGCCCAGGGCGGCGCCGGCCCCUUGGGCGCGGGCGCGCAGAAGAGCCACCAGAGCGUCUCGGGCGCAGGUCACAUGCAUGCGCAUGGCGCAGGUCCUCAGCAGAGCGUGAGCCCAGGCCUUUCUUCCGGGAUGGUUGGGCUCGGCAGUCCCCUCCAGCAGGGCGCCGCGGUCGCGGCCCAGGGCGCGGUCGCGGGCCAGGGAGCCCAGAGCGCCGGCAGUGUGCACGGGCACCACGCGUCGCUCUCGCACCUGCAACUCGCAGGCGUCGGUUCCCCGGCGAGCAGCGGGAUGGUCGGCAACACUCAGAUCGGCGCGGGCCAGGCGUUCUCGGGUCCUGGAGCCCAGCAACAGGCUUGGGCCGGCGCCGCCCCCGGCAGCGGCUACCAGCAGGCCGCGUACGGGGGUGCGGGACAGAGAUUCAAUGCGUACUAG